AUGGACGUAACUCAUCCCUCUGCGGCUGAUAUCAUGAUUUGGCUUGGGACUGUCACAAAGCUCCAGGGUGAAAGCAAUUUCAUGCAAUGGUAUUCUGACAUUCCAACCGUUAUGUGUCUUAUUGACCCUGACGUUUGGGAUAUCAUGAGCGGUACAUUUACCCUUCCAAAAGGUGAUGCCGUCAAAGAGCUUGACGCCUGCGAGGUUGAGCUAAAGGCGGGUCAGGAGUAUGGCAUGCAACGGGCACAGACUAGCUACAAAAUGAUGGAGGACUGGGAGCUUUGGCGUGUCACAAAGCCUCGUGAGCGAUAUCGAAGGUGGCAGCGGAACCGGGCUAUCGCUCGUCAUGCUUUGACCCUGACGAUUGAUCCUAGUCUGCGCCACUUGAUUGAUGAAAUUCGGCUCCCGUGUCAGGCUUUUUAUUUUCUGUGCAAGAGGUUUGUUGGAGGUUCCCCACCUGAUUUUUCUUGA
Messenger RNA from Penicillium malachiteum, 471 nucleotides. RefSeq lists its product as uncharacterized. The transcript has a single exon. Lineage: Eukaryota; Fungi; Ascomycota; Eurotiomycetes; Eurotiales; Aspergillaceae. The record is from RefSeq and is a predicted model, not a curated record. The coding region runs from base 1 to 471 and encodes 156 amino acids.